AUGUCUACUGUCACAGCUCUUGAGAUGUCUCGCCCCCCGUACGACUCGGCGCUUCAAUCCAAACUCGACGCUUUCGAUCUCUCCCUCUUCGAUACCAUCGACAAGAUCCGAGCCGUCUCCUGUGCAUUCUCUGCCGAAACCGUCCUUGCUGGGGUUCCGCACAUGCAACAUACAGAAUAUGUUGCUGAUUCCUCCGAUGGCCCAGUCACUCUCUCCGUGUUUAGUGGCAUGUCAUCCACAAACCGCUCCCGACCGGCGGUGUACAUUAUCCAUGGCGGUGGUCAAAUAGCCGGCAACCGAUUUAUCGCGCUAGACAGCCUAAUCCGCUUCUUUGAAGGUAUAGAUAUCGUCGCAAUAUCUGUCGAAUACCGUCUAGCCCCAGAACAUCCAGCCCCGGCGGCUUUGAACGACAGCUAUGCCGGGCUAGUCUGGGUAGCGGAUCACGCAGCCGAGCUUGGAAUUAACCCAGCUCAAAUCAUGAUUCUGGGUGGCUCCGGUGGUGGCCCCAUCGCAGCAGGAUGCUCCUUGCUUGCGCGGCAGAAUCAGCACCCAACGCUAAACCUUCUUGCCCAAAUGCUACUCACGCCUAUGCUGGAUGACCGAGGUCAAACGGCGUCAGCGAAGCAGUUUGAGCAUGUUGGGCCGUGGUGUGGAGUCAUUAACCAGAUGGCGUGGGACUGUGUCCUUGGACCGGACAGACCGGAGCAAGUUGAUUACCUGGUUGCACCUGCACGUGCGACGGACCUGACGGGUUUACCGCCGACGUUUAUUGAUGCAGGAGAGGCGGAAGUGUUUCGGGAUGAGGCCGUUGCGUAUGCGUCGCUAUUGUGGAAGUGUGGUGUCUCUACUGAGCUUCACGUCUGGAAGGGGGCAUUUCAUGGGUUCGAUAUGGAGAUAACUGGUGUAUCGGAGGAUAGCCAAGCUGCAGUAGCGAGGGCCUCGAUUGCUGCAAAGAAAUCUUGGAUCAGGAGAGUCUUCAAAGUGGAUCAGUAG
Messenger RNA from Penicillium expansum, 993 nucleotides. Its product is annotated as alpha/beta hydrolase. Lineage: Eukaryota; Fungi; Ascomycota; Eurotiomycetes; Eurotiales; Aspergillaceae. The record is from RefSeq and is a predicted model, not a curated record. Bases 1 to 993 code for a protein of 330 amino acids. Gene Ontology annotation, molecular function: hydrolase activity. The transcript has a single exon.